UUUAACGCUUUUUUAAUAUGUUAGAAAAAGAAGAAAAAAUGGCAGCAUCAGAGAGUACACGCAAGCGCAUUAUCAGAUUUUUAAGCUUAUAGUAAUAGAAGACGGCUAAUUUAAAAAAAAAUAAAUAUUUAUUCUAAUCAGUUUAUUAGAAAAUACUGUGAGAAUACAAAUUAUAGUAAAGAUGCCAAUUUUUAGUGAAAGACGUCCAAUUUCUGGUAAAGAUAAUAUACAUAAAGCAGUGAACGAUACUGGAAGUCAGGCCAAAUCAUUUAUUCAAUCAAUUUUCGGUGAUAUUAGUAAAACAUCGGCUACUAAACAGAUUAUUUUAGGAGCUUCUUCGGGAUGGAUAACUGGAUUUGUAUCUAUGAAAGUAGGAAAAACUGUUGCUCUUGCUUUAGGUGGUGGUAUAAUACUCCUACAAGUUGCUAAUGAAAAGGGAUAUAUUAGGAUAAAUUGGAAUAAAGUUAAUAAGAAAUUGGACAAAGUAGUUGAUAAAGUGGAGGAACAAAUUACUGGUGAAACUUCAUCUUGGAUAGAUAAAGCCGAAAGAUUUUUUGAUAGAAAACUAGAUCAAGCAGAAGACGUUAUUAGAAAAGGCAAAAGUAAAGCAAAUAAAUGGUAUUCAGAUAGUAAUUAUCAAGUUGAAGAGAUUCAUAUAUUCCUAGUCUCUUUUAUAGCUGGAGUUGCUAUAGGAAUAGCUACUUCUUAAAUUCACAUAUAUUUAAUUAUAAUCAUCAUUUCUCCUAUUAUUUUCUAAUAAAAGAAAUGCAAUAUCAUCACUUAUUAAAUUAGUUUAGAUCUGUGUUAUUAUUUAUAUUAACUGUAUUAUUCUAUUGAGGCUUAUUGAAUUAAUAAAAUAAAUAUAUUGUUAAGACCAAUUUUUAUUCAAUAUUGAAUUCGAUCAUAAUGUAUAGGAUUAUUUGAUGGGAAUGUUUCAAAUAAAAGUUGUAUGGUUAUAAUGUUAUACCUUAGAGUACAAAUUUUAGAGUAAAUGGGAAAAUAUAAAUAGUUUUCUAUAUAUUUUUACUGUCUUGAAUUUUUAUCUAAAACUUUUUUUCUAAUAGUUAUUAACACAUUGAUUGAUAUAGCCGUCCUGCUCACCGGAACACGCCUGCUAUAGCCGUCAUAUUUUUAUAGGCUUAUAAGUAUAUGAAACCCAUAAUAGGUGUCCCACUAAACAAGUUGUAUUAUGUGUUACAGCCCU
Molecule: messenger RNA, 1204 nt
Organism: Diorhabda sublineata
Lineage: Eukaryota; Metazoa; Arthropoda; Insecta; Coleoptera; Chrysomelidae
Product: FUN14 domain-containing protein 1-like
Exons: 4
Coding region: 182-709 (175 amino acids)
Biological process (GO): autophagy of mitochondrion
Cellular component (GO): mitochondrial outer membrane
Source: RefSeq, a predicted model, not a curated record